Molecule: messenger RNA, 4978 nt
Organism: Dreissena polymorpha
Lineage: Eukaryota; Metazoa; Mollusca; Bivalvia; Myida; Dreissenidae
Product: low-density lipoprotein receptor-related protein 12-like
Exons: 14
Coding region: 193-2973 (926 amino acids)
Cellular component (GO): plasma membrane
Molecular function (GO): protein binding
Source: RefSeq, a predicted model, not a curated record
ACCGGAAAUAAGGCAGAAGAAAACAAAUAAAGAAAAGUUGACAGUUGACAUUCACUUAGUUGACAGUUCAAGUCGUAUCAUAACACAAAACUUGUUUCCGAUAACAAAUUAAUUAUACGCUCUACCGACAUUAUACGUUAGCUCUAUUUUCGAAAUGAGAUCUGCCUGAUUUACCAAUCAUCAAAAGGCAUUAUGCCGAGCAGGAAGUGGGUCAUACUGAUGCAUAUCUUGGUGGUCCUGUUGACUGUACAUGUACAUGUAUCUCUAGUGAAUGCCGACUUUCAAUCAGGAUUGUGUUCAUUAGAAUCUGCAGUGGAACUUUCAAGGGACUACGGGCUGAUAUCUGGUUCUGCUUUUACCCAGAAAACCAACAAGCCAUGUGGAGUGUGGCAUAUCAAGUCACCUAGUCUUCAGAAAGUUACAGCAAAAAUUGUAUUGAAAGGUUUUGACAAGGAAGCCUGUAGCUCUGGGUAUGCACUUCAACUGGGUCCAGACCCAUUUGUGUCUGCCUGCAACUUGGUCAAGUCCAAUAAUGGGACAAUAAUGUAUCGGUCUUCAGUCGGAGAGAUUUGGGUGGUGUACAUGUAUCUCCAAGGGUCUGUCAAAAGACUCAAAGAUCCAGAUUUUCUUCUGGAGUAUGUAACAGAUGACAGUGCGAGCUGCAAGCACUACUGCAUUGAUGGUUCCUGUGUGCUGGACCACUGGCUGUGUAACGGAGUGAAGGAGUGUGACCGAGGGGAGGACGAGCAACAGUGCUUAGCCCCAGCCAAUACAGUGACCAGUAGCCCAGUGAUCCCGUGUGUGCGUUGCUACCUCAAUGCUGCCCAGGGCGUGGUCUGUGUCCCCAUGGCCCUGCUCUGUGACGGGAGAUCUGACUGCAGUAACGGGCAGGAUGAGGAUGAAGCCUUCUGUUCAAAUCUGCGCCCCACAAUGUCCCCCAGUCCCAUUCCCACUCAAUCCCCACAAGUGACCCCUUCAGAGUUCCUUGAAGCAUGUGCGUAUGGGGAGAUCUACUGCCAACAGGUGAACCAGAGUCAGUACUCGUGCCUGCACAAUGCACUCAAGUGUGACGGUGUGGUCCACUGCAGCCAGGGGCAGGAUGAGGAUCCCGCAAUAUGUGGGCCAAUCCAGCUGUGUAACAGAAGGUUGGAUGACAGUUGGGGCUGGUUUGCCUCCCCUCUUUACCCACAGCCAUACCCACCUAACUCCAACUGCUCCUGGGUCAUUCACCAACUUGGAACACCAGGUGGGACAGUGAUUCAGCUGCGUGUUGUGAUGUUCACACUCAGUAUGACAGACCAGGAUGUCUUGACAAUCUUUGAUGGGCCAGACUCUUCGUACGCAGUGCUUGGCUCCUACAGCAAACUGAAAACCCCACCUAGCCUUAUAGAGAGCUCCGGCAGCUGGCUUAAUGUUGUUUUCCACUCAAAGUCUGGGUAUUCAGUUCCGGGAUUUAACUUUACAUAUCAAUUGAAAGGUGUGUGCUUGCCUGAUCAGCAUAGAUGUAGGAUGGAGAACGAUUGCUACUCUGAACAACAGAGGUGCAAUGGAGUCUGGGAUUGUCCAGUAUCCGGCAUUGAUGAGCUUGAAUGCCCGAAUUGUCAAUACAGAGAUCAACACUACUGUGGGUUGCAAACUCAGUGCUACAAAUUCUCAGAGAGAUGCAACGGAAUUGCCAAGUGCCCCAACUACGCCGAUGAAAAUGGAUGCAGUCCCAAUCAGUGUGGUUCUCAGAAUGGCACUUUCCUGUGUGACAACAGGCGGUGUAUCUAUGAGAGCUGGACAUGUGAUCACCAUGACGACUGUGGGGACAUGAGUGACGAACAGAACUGUUCAGGCCUGGGCACCACUAAGCGUGUAAUCAUCGCUGCCAUCUGCGGCUCAAUGAUCUGCGCCCUGCUGCUGGUGAUCCUGGUAGGCUGCUCUUGCAAGCUGUACAGCCUGCGCACAAUGGACUACAGCCACCACCCGCGCCACGAGUCCCCCAUGAGCCGGCUGUAUGCAGAGCUGCUGCGCCGCAGGGCGCCGCCCCCCUACCACGAGGCCAUGCUCACGUCCAGGAACUUUGAUGAGGUGCAGCAGGAGUACAUGGAACAACUGAGGAAUGCUGCCAGCAGACGAGCCCCGCGCGGAAGAUCAGGUCGGGGCAACAGGAGACGAUCGUCAAGAGUCAGACAAGAUUCUGGUUCAAAUGAGAGUGUGGAAAAUAGUGGUGACAAUCCAAACCAGGGCGUAAAUAAUGAGGGUGACAAUAGUAAUUAUGCGUCCAAUAGCCUUCAAUUGUGUAGCAUUCAUGAGGAGAAUGAGACAGAGACCCUGGAUCAUAAUGGCAAUGAGUCCUCAACCUCAACAGCUGAUCUCCUGCCGUCCGACAGUGAGUCGGACUACACUGAUUCUGGGGAAGACAUCGAUUCAAAUGUUGACUAUCAUCUUCAAGAUGAAGGUAAUAGCGGUGAAAGUGGGAUAAAUGCUAAUGGUCUAGACAAUCAAGGUGUAGACAAUGACGGCGAAAAUGAUGAUGGCGAUGAUGACAACAUUCUGAACUCAGAGAGUCUUUCAGCGAGGUGGCAAAGAAAUGUAGACAGUGAUGACACAUCAGAUGAAGAGUGUCUUCUAGCAGAUGACUUUGAGCUUGACAGAAGAACUGACCUUCACAUCCAACAAGGUCAGUAUAACCAUGAUUGUGAUAGCCUCGAUACCGAAGCAAGUGCGUCAAUUUUAAGUAUGGAUACACAAGAAACUGGAGUCCAAGAUGGGGACGGAAACAAGGAAAUUGACAAUGAAGUGAAUGGUGAGUCCGAAAAUUCACGAAAUUCAACGCCAAAACCAGAGAACUGCCAUUCUAAUCUUCUUAUAUCUGGACCCGGGGAGUCAAUGUUGAUGAGGGUUCAUUCUCAUUCCUCCUUGAAUUCGGAGGGCUCAGAGACGUACAGUGACAGCGAUGUGCCUUUACAACGGAUUGGAUCCUUCUAAUGUCAGCUUGAACAUUCCUGGUGACUUCCUAACGUCCUUAACGUCGCUUCACAGUAGUGAAGGAAAUGUUUAAAUGUAUUUUUCUGUUUUAUUAUUUAAAAUCUUGAAAAAAUCUCAAAAUUGAGUUUUCAAUGAAGCCUUUUUUAAUUUUCUAUUGUUUUUAUUUUAUUUUAUUCAGUAUUUUCUUUUGAUAAAUUGUUAAAAUAAUUAAUGACAUCAUCAAUUUUAAUAAUCAUACUAAAGCCUUUUUUUUUUAAAGAAAUAUCUUAGAAAUGGAACUAAAAUUUUAAUAUUCUGCUGCUAUUGCUACGGAAACACAUAUCAUAGGAUGUAGAUUGCUUUUAGCUUUUAAAGGAAUAUUUCUACCUUUACUAUUAAUUUAUACAAUCAAUCUAAUGUUAACUUUAUAGCAUGCAUAGUUGAUUUGCACCUACACAUUGUUCACAGCUGGUAUCCCACAUUGCUCAAACCUCAGGAUCUUUUUAUGAUCACAACUUUCGUCAAACAUAUUUAAUUCAUUCCCACUGUUUUGUCUCUGUGUGUGUUUAUUUUCUGAAUUGACCAAAUAUACAAUCAUUAUUGUACCUGCUUUUCUGUUUGUCAAAGAUUGUUUACUUAAGAUUUGGAGCUAAUUGAUUGGUUGAUGCUACCAUUAGUUAAAUGCCCAGGGCUCAGCAGUGAGGGCAAAGUGGGUGAUAACUUCGCCCAGGACAUAUUAACUUCGCCAUUUAAUAACAUAUAGAAGAGUUCGACUUCUUCUUUUAAUGAUUUUGUUUGUGGCAGAAAUUAACUGAUUAAAAUCAAUAAGAUGUGGUGAAUGGCUUAUCAUUAAAUGCCACAAUAACACAACAUUUACACUUAAGUGUAUUUUUUUUAUAUAUUUGUUUUAUAUUCUCCCCCAAAAUGCUGAACAGAAACCACUUCUCCUUUAAGUGUCCUGACUUCUCCCAAAUUUCAGUUGGGGAGAAGUCAUUUCUCCCUGAAAUUUAAAGUUAGGCUGUGCCCUAAUGCCACUAAUAAAUAUCCUCUCAAUCAUUGGUCGACAGGUUGCAUCUGGUGAAUUAUGUAAUGAUAUUAAUUACAAUGGUGCAGACCAUGCCCCGUGUUCAUAAAACAUUUUUUGCAAUGGAAACUCGAUUUUGCUUGUCAUUGAACAUGGAUUUCCAUUGUAGUUGAUUGGCAAAAAUGAAAAUCGAUGUCAGUUAAAAUUGAUUUUCGAUUGCAAAAUCGUUUUGUGAACAAGGGGCCAGAUUUGGAAACGUUUACACUAACAAUGGGUUGCCAUCUUUUCUGUAGUGUUGUGCCAAAUGUUUAUGCGUAUUUUAUGCAUGUAAAGUUGCUUAAUGUUUUAUAAUUUAUGCAAACAAAUAUUUAGUGCUUAUCGUGGAAAAUAUUAAUUGUGAAUUUUUUUCCCUUUAUUUAAGAAAAUUUCUGCUUUUAGAGCAAUGUUAUACUUUAAUUUCUAAGCAGUUUAGUUGUCAUGAGACUAUUUAUUCUCUAAUAAUGUUAGUCUGCAGUGUAGAUGUUUUAUUUCUCCUUUUUUUGCUUAACUUAUAUACUGUUUUACACAGACAACUUUUUUAACAAUUUAUCGCACCCCUAUUUUUUAUUGUGAUUAUUUGUAAAGCUUAUUUUAUUUUGGGUAUUCAGACUGUGUUUUUUGUUGUUAAUGUUGUAUGGUCCUGUGUUAAAGAGUUUUGUGAUGUGAGUCAGUUGUUACACAUAAAUUGUUGUAUUUUAGUAACUGCACAUAUUAUACUGAAUGCAUCUACAUAUACUGCUUUUGUUUGAUGAUCAUGUUAAGCGUUUUGGGGCAAAUAUGGUUGAUGGUAUAUAUUUAAAAAACACACUCUUUGUUAAGGCAAAAACAAACAUACAGUGUUCUUGCUACUGAUCUGAUUUCUGUUUGAGUGAGGUGCACUUUAUUUAAACAAAUAGCUGCCUAUUAUCGAGUUAACAUACUUUAACUUUCAUUAUUCAAAUUAAAAAAUUAGCCCUUUAAUAU